This is a messenger RNA of Boleophthalmus pectinirostris (great blue-spotted mudskipper), 1658 nucleotides long. RefSeq names its product poly(A) binding protein, nuclear 1 (gene pabpn1). The record is from RefSeq and is a predicted model, not a curated record. The transcript has 7 exons. Gene Ontology annotation, molecular function: RNA binding. Bases 301 to 1317 code for a protein of 338 amino acids. Lineage: Eukaryota; Metazoa; Chordata; Actinopteri; Gobiiformes; Gobiidae.
AACCGAAAGAAACGCUACCGCUCUCGACUGCUCUGCUUUUUAUACACGAUUAACUUAUUUAAACAACGUACUCCUCGAUUAUUUUAAGAGUUUUUGUGCGGCGGAGAGGAUAACAGUGCCUCUCGAUUAUCUGGGAGCUUUUUGGUAGCGGGCAGAACUAUAAAUCGGAUUUUAUUGGUCGUUUUAACUUUGGGAAGCAGCGUUUUCCGCGGUUUCCCCCUUGCCGCCCGCGCUGUGUGUGAGCCGGGCCUUUAGUGUUGGUUUAGCCACGAGGCACGUCCUUACCGCCGGACCAGGGCGAUGGCAGAGUUUGGGAAUGGACUAGCAGACGAAUCCCUGCUGGAUUCUGACCCCGGACAUCCCGAACUAGAAGACCCCGGUGUGGGAGACGAGGAGCCGGGGUUAGACGAAGGAGAGGCCGCUAUUGAAGACCCGGAGCUGGAGGCGAUCAAGGCCCGUGUGAGAGAGAUGGAGGAAGAGGCCGAGAAGCUGAAGGAGCUACAGAACGAGGUGGAGAAACAGAUGAACCUCAGUCCACCGCCAGGCCCCGUCAUUAUGUCCAUUGAAGAAAAGAUAGAAGCAGACGGCAGAUCAAUUUAUGUUGGGAAUGUGGAUUAUGGUGCUACGGCAGAAGAGCUUGAGGCUCACUUUCACGGCUGCGGUUCAGUCAACAGAGUCACGAUUUUAUGUGACAAAUACACGGGACAUCCUAAAGGUUUUGCGUAUAUUGAAUUUGCAGACAAAGAGUCUGUUAGGACGGCCAUGGCAUUGGAUGAGUCUCUAUUCAGAGGAAGGCAGAUAAAGGUGGGUGCGAAGCGGACAAACAGACCAGGCAUCAGCACCACAGACCGCGGGUUCCCCAGGGCUCGGUUCAGGUCACGAGGAGGAAGCUUCUCAUCGCGCGCUCGAUACUACAGCGGAUACACGCCCCCUAGAGGCAGAGGACGGGCCUUCAGGUUUCAGGACCAGUGGAGGCUGACGACCCCUCCCCAGGUGGCACCGGCGCCACCUACUGUCUCGGCGGCGUCUCUCUCACUCUCUGCUCCCGCUAUGCACACUCACCCCAUCCUGUCCGUGUGGGGGGCGGGGGAGGGGGGCAGGGCGACCACCGGCCAGCCGCGGGGGGUAUUUACUACAAUAGCAAGCGCUGAUAACCCAACCUUUUUUUUUUUAAGAUUUUGGUUUCUUUUUCCAAUUUCGACACGCAUCAGUGACAACAUGCAGGCAUAUACACACUCAAGACACGUCACACAGGCACUUGAGAGGAAGGCAGAGGAGAAAAUACACUUUGUUUUUUUACACAGUCAGCGGAGCUAAGAGCAGGCAGGCUAAUGUAAGAGGACAGCAGGACCAGAGACUAGGGAGUUUUUGGGGUGUACAGUGCGGACCUUAUAGCACCCCCUAUCUCUGACUUGGCACAGUGUAGUCACGGCUGGUCUGAGGAGGGCAUCAGAGCCAGUGGCAAUGAUUAAUUUAACUAAAGAGUGGGCCGGAGCUGUUAUUUUAGGGAGGGGAAAGUCAGGGGCUGGGUUUGUGUGGAGAUUUUUUGUUUUUAUUGAAAAAAAAGGGGGAGUGGGUUUGAAAAAAUGUUUUGCAUUUUUAUUUUUAUCCCAUGAGUCUGUAAUUAGAAAAAAAAUAAAGACAUUGUGUAAAAAUUA